Molecule: messenger RNA, 1745 nt
Organism: Athalia rosae (coleseed sawfly)
Lineage: Eukaryota; Metazoa; Arthropoda; Insecta; Hymenoptera; Athaliidae
Product: IDLSRF-like peptide
Exons: 4
Coding region: 529-1134 (201 amino acids)
Molecular function (GO): protein binding
Source: RefSeq, a predicted model, not a curated record
ACGGUCGGAGUUAAAUUGCAGGAGCGGCUAAGAGACGCGCGCGUUUAUGUUCUCGAGCUCCGAACAAACGGACCAGGAUAUACCAGACUAGAACUGGAGCCGAGAGUCAAAACCGCCGUCGCAGAUCAAAGAUAAGCUAGCUGGCAAUCGGACACGAAAAAUUUCAUAUUACAAAUCCAAGAAACAGAAAGAAAAAGUAAAAGAAAAAGAAAAAAGAAAAAAAAAAACCAAAAACCAGCAUCCGGCCGCUUGAUAUAAUCCGACGAGAAUCGAACCAGAGAUAUUAUAAGUUUACAAAUAUCAUCGCCCGCAUGAUCAUUUUUGCACCUGGGGAACGACGACCGGUGAAUUUUCCGUGAGACAUACCACCACACGUUACGCAGUGAGGAGAAAAUCGCAAAUUGUUCAAUCGAACGAGCUCGGAUCAUCGGCACGUUUCUUCGACUUUAUCUAUACGUUAUCGAGAAGGACGACUUCGGAUCCCGGGGUGACGGAUAAUAACUCGAAUAAAAUAAUAAAACGAUAAUAAUGGUUCGGGUUUUGUGUACCAGCCUGGCACUCGGCCUCGCCCUGACAGCCUGCGCCGCUUUUCCAAGAGCCGUGAUGGCCAUAGAUCUCAGCCGACUUUACGGACAUCUCAGCGCCAAGAGAACAGGGGGAGCUUGUCAUCCGUACGAGCCCUUCAAGUGCCCGGAAGAUGGUCACUGCAUCUCGAUACAAUAUCUCUGCGACGGUGCUCCGGAUUGUCACGACGGUUACGACGAAGAUUCGCGCUUGUGCACCGCAGCAAAAAGGCCACCUGUUGAGGAAACCGCUAGCUUUUUGCAAUCUCUACUCGCGAGUCACGGGCCAAAUUAUCUCGAAAAAUUAUUCGGCAGCAAAGCUCGAGACGCCCUUGAGCCGCUCGGAGGUGUCCAGAAGGUAGCGAUCGCUCUUUCCGAAUCUCAGACGAUCGAAGAUUUUGGCGCCGCCCUGCACCUGAUGCGUUCUGACCUCGAGCAUUUGAGGUCAGUUUUUAUGGCGGUAGAAAACGGUGAUAUGGGAAUGCUGAAAUCUCUCGGUAUUAAGGACUCCGAACUUGGCGACGUUAAAUUUUUUCUCGAAAAACUCGUCAAUACCGGUUUUCUCGACUGAAUCUCCCGCACCUUCUGCUCGCAUCAGUUGAAUUAGAAAAGCGAAAAUUUGAUUAAUUUACUUCACCGAUAACUCAUCAUCGCCGAGAAUAUAUAUAUAUAUCCAUACACAUGCGGUAUGUAUUUUUACGUACAAAAAAUUUUCAACUAUCGUUGUGCACCUUCAAGGGCGAUGACGUCACUUCUGAAAAACCCCUUGGUUUAUUGAGUUUAUCGAUAACGGUGCAUAUCGUAUAAUUAUUCGAUUUAUCUGAUUUUAUUUAUCGAAUUAAUCGACAGUAAUCGCGUAUGUUACAAUAUUUAAUUGAGUUUAUCGAUGGUAAUCGCGUGCGUUGUGUAAUAUCUGAUCGAAAAAUUUACCAAAAUAGCCAAUUGAAAAAUCAGAUUAUUAGGAGACUUCAGCACCACUUAUAAAAUCGUAACAUCUCUAAAAACAAUAAAUCAGCCUGUUUGAUCGAUCGGUUCGAUUUAUUUUACUGAUAAUGAUUUCAAUUCAACUUUGUCCCAAUUAGAUAUGAAACGAGAUCAAAAACAACGCGCUGUACACAUCUAUAAAAUUUAAUCAUGGCAGCUAGUGAUUCGUGCCAUAAUCGUAUAUAUAUAAAUAUAUAU